CGGGUGACCUUUUACCUCGAAGAUGGCGGCGCCGGUCGCCCGCAGGAUCCUUAGAUUUUCAGCGUUUACGUCCGGGCACAGGCACAGGUCCUUCAGUGAGGAGAGCGAUCGCGGCCCCAAGGGUGAAAUUUGCUAUGAGAAGAUUUUAAAUAAUGGAGCCAUUCCAAAACAUCAGUUUGAUACUUCAGUCUUAAAGAAUGUCUUAAAUUUGCAAUUAGUGAAUGGACUUAAUUUCCCUGCGUGGGUCUAGCCACUCACACUCAUCAUUCUCCCAAAUUUACCUUUUAUGGAUUCUAAAUGCAGGAUGGCGGAUACAACUUCAGAACUGAGCAACAUCAAAGUAAGUGGUGAUAAGGCCUCCAAUAACGGAACAAAGUCAUGUCAUGAACAAGCCCCACCCAUGAAAUUUAGCUGAGAGCCUGUGCACAUGUCCCAUACCCAGUUUUAUCUUCCUUCAAACCUGUUGAAGAUUUAGAAGAAAUUGAAAAGUUUGUAAAUGGAAAAUAUAUUUAAAGAAAAAUCAACUGAAACAGUUUUCAAUCGUUAAUGGUAUUAAACCUGUAAACGUAACUUUGCUGGAUCAAAUAACAACAGCACAAAAAGAUUGUUACUUGUCUUUUCACCCGUUUAUUUCUUCGAGCUCAGCCGGCGAGUGAACUUGGACCCAACAUCAGGGAGAGACUCUUUCUCAUCUCCCCGGCAGUUCUACAAGUUCACUGCCCGAUGUCAGAAUUGUCAGAAGUUAUAAGGCCACCGAUACAAAAGAACAAUCAGUUUGAUAACCAUUCCGGUCAAGUCAAUGGUCUAUUGAUACAGAGAACAAUCAGUCUGAUAACUAUUCCGGUCAAGUCAAUGGACUAUUGAUACAAAAGUACAAUCAAUUUGUUAGACACUCCAGCCACCUUAAUUAAAGAAAAGAAUGUCCUACCUGGUUUGCUGGAGCCACAACUUAAUUACAAAGAUUGCUAAUCGAGUCUUCUCCGGAAUUCAGCCAACUGGAGUUCCUCACCUGGGAAACUACUUUGGAGCAAUUGAGAGCUGGGUGAGGCUGCAGGAUGAACAUAGCUCCAUUCUGUACAGUAUUGCGGAUCUGCACUCCAUCACUGUUCCUCAGCAUGCUGGCAUACUCAAGCAAAACAUUCUCGACAUGACAGCCAGUCUCUUGGCAUGUGGUAUUAACCCUGAGCAAUCAGUCCUAUUUCAACAAUCCAAGGUCUCGGAACACAAUGAAUUAGGUUGGAUUUUGGGCUGUCUGACAAGUAUGCCGCGAUUACGUCAUUUACCUCAGUGGAAGAUGAAAACCUCUAGUCAGAAGGAAGAAGGAAGUUUGGGUCUCUUUACCUAUCCAGUCCUGCAAUCGGCAGAUAUUCUGUUAUACAAGUCAACCCACGUACCUGUUGGAGAGGAUCAAUUGCAACACCUAGAAUUGACACAGGAUUUAGCCCGAAUCUUCAAUAACCAAUAUGGCUGCUUUUUCCCUAUACCAAAAGCUAUUCUAAGUGAAGCCAAAAAAAUUAAAUCACUGAGAAAUCCGGCCACAAAGAUGUCAAAGUCAGACUCUCAAAAGUUAGCGACGGUGUACAUCAAUGAUUCAGCAGAGGACAUAUUAUUGAAGUUUCGCAAAGCAGUUACAGACUUCACCUCUGAAGUGACAUAUGACCCUGAAACACGGCCAGGAGUAUCAAAUCUGAUAGCAGUGCACACAGCAGUGACUGGAAAGACGAUUGAGGAGGUUGUGCAAGAUAGCAAAGGAUUGGACACUGCACGCUACAAAUAUGUGGUAGCUGAGGCAGUCAUUGAGAAAUUUGCACCAAUUAAGAAUGAAAUUGAAAGACUUAGAACAGAGCAAGGUUUCCUGGAACAGGUUUUGUAUCGUGGAGCUGAAAAGGCGAAAGAGCUGGCUCACCCGUUUUACCAAGAAAUCCAAAAGCUGGUUGGCUUUAGCUAACCAUUUUUAAAUUGUGAACUAUGAUAGCAUUGUUGCAAAUUUUAUUGAACUAAGCGUUUGGUAGAAGAUGUACUUUAUGGGUGCUGAGUGCUUAUUUAAGGUACAUCAUUCAAACAUUCCUUUUGUUCUCUUCUAAACCUUUUGGUCUCUACCUUUAACUGUUCUCGACAAGAGAUCAUCAACCUGAAAUUGUUUUUUUUCUCCACAGACACUUCCUGAUAACCUGCUGAGAAUCUCCUGUAUUGUCUGUAUAUAUUGUAUUAAAUUUCAAAAUGUGUUCAGAUUAACACUAAAUGACUAUAAUACACUUUAUUCUAAACUAUACAUUAGAAAACAGACCAAUGAAAAGCUCAUUAGUUUAAGGGAAGAGGUGUUCAAGGUUGACCUAACACUCCGGAAAAAACAACAUUUUUUUAACAUGCCCUUCAAAGUCAAAUUGGAUUCAAAUUAUUUUCCAAAGCAAACAAGAUGUAUGAAACCAAACAGUGUUAUCUAGCAUAUUUUUCAUUGAGAAUUCAAAUCUGUAACAUGCAUUGCCAUCUGUUUUCCUAAGGCAAAAAGAAAAUGGUUUUAUUUUGAUUGGAUUUGAUCCCGAGUUAAAGAGGAAAAUUUUCACACCUAGCUCCCAUACUAAUAUCCCUGAGCACUUGUGUUAACGUAUAGCACAGUAAGUGUUCUCAUGGUUUUGCCAUGACUUCACAAUGGAACCUCGUGCAGAGGGAAGAAACUUGAAGGAGGAUAUGUGAGAAUCCUGUUUCGCACAUUUCAGCUAACUAAAGACAAAAAGAGGUCAAGAAGCACUGCUCUCAGAAAAUGAACCAAAAAUAUAUGAGAAGAAAACCGGAUUAAAAUUUGUGCUCUGUCAAUUAAAUGGGUAAAAGUUGCUACUAAACAUGCCUGUGAGUGUUUCAAAAUAGAAUCAAUCUUUGUUAGUGAAAACCUGAAGAAUUAAAUGCACAUCUGAAUAUCUAUGAUAUAUACGGAACUGUCUUGUAAGGACACAAAUGGUCUUGUUUCUCUGUUGAUUGAAAUGAGACCACGAGGAGUACAGCAUUGCUCGUGGUUAUAUUUACAUAAAUAUUGCAAACAGUCUGAUGAAACGGAAAAAGGUAAAUCAAAGAAUUGUGAAUUUGAUGUAAAUCGGUCAUCUAGAUAUAAAGAAAGCAAAUCUAAUAAUGAUUGUAAAAUAUACUUUCUACUUACUGA
This is a messenger RNA of Mobula hypostoma (lesser devil ray), 3154 nucleotides long. RefSeq names its product tryptophanyl tRNA synthetase 2, mitochondrial (gene wars2). Gene Ontology annotation, molecular function: ATP binding; tryptophan-tRNA ligase activity. Lineage: Eukaryota; Metazoa; Chordata; Chondrichthyes; Myliobatiformes; Myliobatidae. The record is from RefSeq and is a predicted model, not a curated record. Gene Ontology annotation, biological process: mitochondrial tryptophanyl-tRNA aminoacylation. Gene Ontology annotation, cellular component: mitochondrial matrix; mitochondrion. The transcript has 7 exons. The coding region runs from base 920 to 1948 and encodes 342 amino acids.